This is a messenger RNA of Xyrichtys novacula (pearly razorfish), 40500 nucleotides long. The record is from the annotation of a GenBank genome assembly. NCBI's taxonomy places the organism in Eukaryota, Metazoa, Chordata, Actinopteri, Labriformes, Labridae.
CUUUCGGUUCACCUGAAAUGGACUUGGGCCAUACGAAAGCUAGCAGCAAUAUAAUGUUAAUGUAACGUCCUCCUCAUUGCAUGGUACUGUUUUAACCUGCAUUCGUGGAUGAAGCUCCAAACUUUGUUCACAGACAGUGGCUUUUGGAUGUGAUUUUUAGGCCUUGAAGAGAUCUCCACUAUUGAGUCAAGUCCAUUUUUAAUGCAAUGCUGCAAUAAGGCCUGAAGAUGACAGCCACCCAGUAUCAGUUGUCCACAUUUGUAUAGAGAUUUAGCCGAAUUCUCUGAAUCUUCAAAUGAGCCAAACAUGACAAGAUCCUUAAAAUCUUCUUUCUUUACAGUUCUAUGCUUAGUAUCAUUAUUCAGGAAUUGCUAUACAGUUUACAAAGGAGUUGAACACCAUCUCAUCUUUGCUUCUUAGAGUCUCAGCCUCUCCAAAGUACCUUUUUUUGUUAUAAAUAUGCACUUUUACGAUAUUUAGUAAACUUAAUAACAUGUUGCAUGGAUAGGGGAUAUUCUUCUGGGUGUUUUUUGUGAAUCACACAACUGUUAAUGUGUUUUGUAUUCAAAUGAUUUGAUGGCAUUAAAUUAGCUUACUGAGUGUUUUUCAUGAAACGAAUGCAUCUGGAGCAUUUGAUAUGUUGUCUUUUUACAACUUUAAAUUAAAUGUAGGUUUAAAAUGAUUGGCACAACAUCAAAAUCUGUUUUUAUCUACAUUUACACAGCAUCCAACUUUUUAUAGAACUGAAGCUGUAAUACGGGGCAAAGGCCUAGACAAGUAGACUGUCCAAAACAGUUACUAAUCAAGAUAUAAUUUUUUUUUUUUUUUUUUUUGGGGGGGUUGUUAUAUAUAUCAAUAUUGAAUUAAAAAAAGAUGUUUAGGGGAAAAAAAAAAGUUAUUGGAAGCCACUUUUAGUACACUGUGUUUUCCAGAAAGUGGAGGCCAUAAACGUACUGCGAUCUUUGGUGGCAUGACAACUCAGAUUUCAUGAAGGACUGAGUAAGAGUGUAUUUUGUUCUCAGUUUCUCCAUGGAAACAACAUCUGGGACUUCACAGUCCUCCUCCUGCUGCCAGUUAACUCCACCUUUGCGUGUGUGCUGACUUCUGUCAGGACUGAAAAGACUGGGUGGGUGGUUCGCGCAUGCGCAGUGCGCUCUAUCCUCCGAAUAGUGCGGCAGGAAAAACGCAGGGAAGACGCCGCGGAGAGAGAGAGAGAGAGGGGAGAGAGAUAGAGGGAGGGAGGAAAACAGUUAGAAAAGAAAAGGAAGAACAAUAUGGAGGCGAACAGCGUCUUUGAGUAGUUCCAGAGUGAGACUGCCGUUUGGUGUCGGACUCCAGCUGUCCCUCUCUGCCGCUCAGCUGCUCCGUUAUGUCGGAUAAACAUGUCAGGGAAUGGAAGAAAGCUUCAGAAAUACCACUCCUGCUAAACUGCGCUGUGCUGUCAGGGUUUGAAGACAUCUAUGGAACAUUAAGGGUAAAACAACUAAGGAUGAUGCUCAUGUAAGCUUAAGGGGUCUUUUUCUGAACCCAGCUCGUCGUGCUCUCCCUCCAACCAGGCCACGCUCAAAGUUUUCCUUUUUUUUUUUUUUUUGGAGAAGGGGAAAUUUUGCUGCAUUGAAUUCCUCAGGACGGGAUGUCAUCCGCAGUCAGGAGGAAUUCCUCAGGCUGACUGAUCCUCCGGCUGCACUGAAGCGAGAGAGAGAGAGAAGAGAGUGAGGGAGAAGGAGGAAAGAUGGGAGAUGCUGUAGAUGACAGAGGGAUGAGACAGACCUUCAUCGUCCCUGCCAUCAAGAGCUUCGAUCACUACGACUUCACCAGGGCCAAGAUAUCAUGCAGUCUGACGUGGCUCGUGGCCAAGGCUUUCGGCUCGGGUAGGUGGUGGCGCCUCAUAAUCGUCUCAUCUCUAGAUCAGAUUCAGUGCAAAAUACUUGAAAGAUUGUAGUUUCAUAUGUCUCUUAAUGUAGACUGAAGGUGAAUCGGACAUCAGGGGUUAAAAGUGGGUCUGUCGUGUAAACAUGAGCCUGUGAUCACAGGGAUCACAGUACUAUUACUGUAAUCUGGAAUGGUGAAAUAGUCAUCCAAAAUAGCUUUAUAUCCCUAAAAUUGAGCAGGUGUAAAUGUGUUCUCAUUAAGGUGACUUUUCUGUAUAAUUCAUUGAUUUAAAUUUGACUACUUUUCUCUAACUUGAGAGCUGAAGUCAACCAUUGCCUCAGUCAUGUUAAUGGAUUAAACUUGUUGCUAAUGCUGAUUCUCCCUCACUGCAGAAGUCAGGACAAACCUAUUAUGUAACACUCAGACUGCUGAUCUUUGCGAACAGGCUUCACUGACUGAUGACUGAUCACAGAUAUGUGCUCAAAGUUUGUGUUGUAGCUUAAGUUUAAUAAGCAGGAUGUGAAGUUUGUUUUUUUAAACUUACUGUACCUGUCUCACUUACUAACACAGAGUGCUAAUGCUUUUUAAACUCAAUAGGAACAGUAAGCUGGCCAGCUACUGUGGUCUGUCUCUUUCAUAAAAACAGCCUUUUAUUUAUCUGAUUCAUAUGUGAACUAACAAUCAUCAUUCUUUACUAAAACUUUGUACAGAUGUCAAAGAUAUUUAGUAAAACACUAUCAAAAUUUCAUGAUAAGAAAGCAUAAAACAGAACCUCUCUGGCUUAUUUGCUUAUAAUUUUACUUAAACGGUUUAUUUUUACAGUAAUUAAUGCACAGCAUACUGUAUUUAAGCUUAAACUAAAAGCUUUAAAUGUCUACUGUGCUUAAAGACAAUCCUUGCUAAUGAGAAACUGUAACCAGGGAAUAUGGCACAUUUGACAAUGACUUAAGCGAUCCAUAUGUUGGUGCUUAGUCUUUUGAAAUGUAGCAAUAAAUAGCUAUUAGUCAUGAAGCUCAACAUGGCCUUAAAACUCAAACUAAAAACUGUUAUGUUCAAUAUCAAUCAUCGCAAACAACUUCGCAAGCAACUUCUCAACUCACUUCUCAACUCAAUCCCUUUGCCUUUACUCAAGUCCUUCCUCUAUAAUCUGAUUUUCAUAUUAUGUGUGUUUUGUGCACAUGUGUCUGAGCUUUAGCCUGUCUCCUGCACAGCACUCAUGGAGAGUAAUUCCUGCCUCUCCUCAGCCCCAAAAGGUUUACUCGUGCUCCUAAUGAACGCUUUAGCCCAAGCCCACAGUACUCAGUCUCUAAGCAGACACCACACAGACGGACAGAGGUGGAGAUCAAACGACAGACCUCUGAAUCACACCCAUCGAUCCCACAGUGAGUGCCAAACAGAGCUGUGCACCAUCCACAUGUAAUGUUAGAGAGAGGCGCACAAAAAGAGGACAGCAACAUGUGAGAGAGCUGGUCUUGGUACAUAAGACUUGUGGCUGUUAGCAUACUGUAUAGCCAUCAUGUUGAUUCCUAUCCCUUCAGUGACACAGUUUCAGAACUGUGGCCCAAUUCAUAACUGCUCCUCAGAGCCGCGUUUGGCCUAGUUUGGACGGAUGAGCGACGGUUUAAAUCUGGGGAUGUUCACCAAUCUCCUAUCAGCUGAAAAAUUUGUACUGAAAUUUUGGAGAGAAAAUAAAAGCCUUUAACGAACAUCUGAUUACUAAGUCUUAUUAGUCUCUGAUUAAUAAGUCAGAGUCCAUGGUUUAUUCUCCUCUCAGCGCUUGGAUGAUAACCAGAUGGCGGUCUACUCUAGAACUGGUUUAUUGUGUUUUAUGAUGAGAUUAUUUGUAAUUGUGAGCUUUUGCGUUGUGAUGUUGAUGCAAAAACUUAGUAUUUUUUAUAGAUACCUGAAUCGAAACUCUCAUAUCUGUUAGGCUGGUCUUUGAGGAUACUGUGCAAGGCUGUGGGCAGAUGAAUGUGAAUAUUGAGUUUUUGGGUAGGCUUGUUAUGAUCAAGUGUUGUUUAAGAUCCCAAAAAAUGUGCUUUUAAACAUAAAAACAGCUUAUACUUUAACUAAGGAUCUGUUUCUUAUGUGGUCUUUCCAUAAAGAUCAAUUAAUAUGUCAAUCAGUGCAUAAGCAGCAUUGAUUUUGACCCCAUCUGGUGUUUCUGAACGUAAUACUUCGUUUUCUUCAAUGUCACUUAAGUUUAAUGUUAAACUCCUAGAUAGCAAAUUUAAAACUUGAUACAAGUGGAUGAUUUAACUUUUAAUGGAUGGGAGAGAUUUUUCUAUUGAGGCAAAAUUGUGUAAUUACACCAGUCAUGUAACAGCCUUUUAAACAGAAAUCUGAAUUAUCGCUUCAGCAUGAUUUAUAGUGCAUUAUUAUCUGCAACACCAUGAUGAUAUUUGCGGCAUCACAGCAGUGAUGUAAGCAGCCUCAACCACAGCUCACCACCACUUUCUCUUCAUUCCCCUUAUGCAGAACAUGUGUAGAAAUGCACUAUGCAGCAUCACUUAAAAUGAGGGGUUCAGUUAUGGUAGCAGAAACACUGUUCUGCCUCUAAAGCUGUGAGGGGACUGCUCAGUGGAAUCAGAGGGUCGUGACUGGCUUGAAGGAAAACAUGCGUAUUCCUCUCAAACCUGCAGUGAAGCAGGUUGAGGCUUUGAUCAGCGAACAGCAGUGCAGUGGUUUUCUGCUUCAUGUUUUCUGCUAACUUAGCUAUAAAAAAGAGAGAUUGAAUAUCCACUUCAUGGGUACAUUGAAGUCUAUCAGUUUGAUGCAUUGCAUGUCCUUUUAUGCCAUCAGGAAAGACACUGAAAUGUUUAUUGACAGCCAAACAAACUGAAGCAUACUCAAUGUUUAAAGGGAUAUUCCGGUGUAAAAUUAAUUUAGGGUCAAACACACUGUAUCACCGAGUUAGACACCCCCUUGAGAGAUGAAUGUUGCCGACCGCUUGCUUCUCUAGGUAUACUAACUUUAGUAACAACCGCAGGAUAGCAAUACACAGCGGUCUGAGGAGGCAUAAACAAACCUCAACCAAAACACCACUCUAUAGCCGCAAAUAAUUCUCAGAACAGCACCUAACUUCAUUAACAGUACAUAUAGGGUCCCAGCCAUAGCACUAGCCACCAAACAGCUUUUUAACUUUGCCCAAUUUCUUUAGCAAAGAGAAUAAACACAACUCACCUACUCUCUUCCAGCAGCCGCUUGUUUGUAGAGACCUCAGGCUAGGACUGGGCGAUUUUAUGAUCGUGAUCGAUGAUCGCGAUAAAUUUCAGUUCGAUCACGGUGAUCAGCUGUGAGCAUAUUUACUCGAUCAAACAUGGCAGAAACGUGCGUCACAACAGCCAAUCAGAGUCAAGCUUUUCCUGCUCACUUCUGUAAGUUACCGGAGAAGCAAACAGGAGAAGUGAACAGAAUGACCGAACAUGGAGCUAUGGAGCUAAACGCGGAGCUGAUGGCAGCAAAAUAGAUGUGAGCAGUGACUUUGAGUCAUCCUCAGAAGAUGGUAUUGUUAAGAAGUUAUUCAACGUCUCUCCAAAGUGACGUCGAGCAAUUAAGACGAUAAACCGGUAACUUAACAGAUCUGUUCUUCCCGAGUGAUUAUGCGGUAAGCAUGAAAAUGCGAGCGGAGUCUGCACAGCCUGUCACUGCUGACGGCACAAGUAGCAUUAGCAGUUUAGCCACAACUAGCGGUGCAGCCACCAGACCAAAACAGCCAUCAAUUAUAUACAUACCAGCCAACACUCCCGUUUUUCACUCUCCCGUGUUUCAGACCGAUCUCCCGCCCACCCCCCGUAUUGUCAUUUCUCCCGGGAAAUUCUCGUAGCAUGGUCCGCACUCAUUCAUGAAUCGGAUCACUAUGUUUGUCCAAAGUUUCCAGACAACCGGAGAUAGUCCUUUGUUUCUGCUGAGCCUUACAGACAGUGGACUUUACAGUUUUGGAUGAUUCAGGUCGGUUUCAGCUGUAAACUAUAUUUAAGCAGUGUUUGUUGCUAAAUGAACACUUCAAUGGAAGGAAAACAAACGCGAGAAAUGCGAGAGUGAUGCGUUCAGGGCAGCCCCGGAUAAAAGAGUGCUGUAUUUCAUGCACAGAUGUUCUGAGAGCCUCAUACGGGAGAGCAUGUAGAACAUGUAGUACUGAUGAGCUAAAAUAUUUUUUAGAUUUUUCUAAUUGUAUCUUUUUCCAUUUGCUUUGUUAUUUACUUCGUAUGUUAAUAAAAUGUUGAACUAAACUCUAGUUUUUAGUACAGAUACUUUAAAACUGGCACUUAAAAAAAAUCGUGAUAUUCAUCGAGAUCGGACGAUAUGACAAAAUAAAUCGUGAUCAUUUUUUUUGCCAAAUCGCCCAGGCCUACCUCAGGCCAGUCCAUUUCGGACUGCUGCGGGGUGACACAGCUCAAGGAAGAACAUUUUUGAUCAUUUCUUCAUGGAAAUGCAAUCAGACCGAGAUGCUAAGGCAGAAGAACACGGUGAUACGGUGUGUUUGACCCUAAAUUAAUUUUGUGCCGGAAAAUGCCUUUAAGCACUUACAAAGUGAGUACAAGUAUUUAGUGAUUUGUUUAUAUGACACUCAUCAUAAACAAGAAGAAGCGCCCCACUCUUGCUUUAAACUGUUUCAGCACAUUGUUUUGGUUUUAAACACACAGAUCUACAGUUUUCCAUUGUCCAAACAAUAGACUGUGUAAAACGGUGUAAAAGUAGCUUAUGUGAUUUCACUCGGGGGAGACAUUUUAAAGCCAAACAAAGCCAGUCAAGAAAGAAAGGGCUCAAUGAAGUAGAGCUGAGGUGGUAAAUGGUUAUGAUGUGCCUACCUGUUGGUCCACUCAGUCCUGCCCCUAGUUUGACAUAUAUCAAGCAUUUGAAGCCAGCCUCAAGUGGACUUUUAAGGAACUGGGUUUUUUUUAGUCCAUCAGUAGCUGUCAUUUUCAAAACCUGAGACUGGUCUGAACAUUCUUAUAAAGAAGUAUUUUCAGCAGUAAACAGCUAUUUUCAGUAAAAUUGACUUCACACUACCUUCAUGCGCCUGCAGUUAGCUGUUUAAUGUAGGACAGCAUCUACCUGCAAAAAUGGCUGAUAUAUACAUGAUGACCUUGUAGAAAUCGUUAAUAGAGUUAAAAGAUAACUUAAUAUGGACUUAUAUAUCUCAGGUGUGUAGAGCUAGGGCUUGAUAUAAUGUUCGAUGUAGUAAAGUUGGCUGACAUGACUUAAACUGGAAAAUAUCUCAGUACUGUGUUUAGUAGAAGCUGACAAAAGUGCUGUUGUGACUCUCUUUUUCAACAGUGACCACUUAGCCAGCAGGGACAAACCUCACUGAGCGUGAUGUUGUGUAUGCUGAGCUAUGAUCCUCAGGGUCUCCAGGGGAGCAGACCUCUCCAUGCCUGGACUUCCUGUAGCAGCAACUUCCUGUCUGUUUCCUCUUUGAUGGCAAACACAAAGGAGAGGAGAGACGAUUUUACUUGACGAGGCAGAUUUUUAACGUACUCUAGAAAAAUUUGCCUCUCAUGCUGUUUUAGCCCAUUGUUCAUUUUUACUUGAUUGACUUCAAAGCUUAAAGUUAAUCUGAUGAAACUUUAAGAUAACUUUGAUACGCAAACUGAAAGCUUCUGACUGUUCUUAAAGGAGCCCGCUGGAAGGAAAAAAAAAAACUCUUCUCACAAUGGUAGCAUAAUUGCUCACUCUUAUACCUCUCAAAUAAAUGUGGAUUCUCACAAGCUGAAUCCUUUGAGUACAGCUCCAUUAGCCAUUCAAGAUUUUUAAAAGUCUGGUUUAAUAGUUUCAUUAGAUGAAUUUGGUUUAACAUCUGCCUGUCUCUUUAAAUUUCUUUUCAUCGCCCAGUGUGGGGUUGUUUGGGGGGCGGUGCACUAACCAUAGCCACUGGAAAACUGCUGAGGUUUGAUCACAUGCUAAAUGGAUUUGUUCGGUACAAGCUUUAAAUGUUUGAUUUUAUGAUGCUGUGUGGUUGAGCUCUUUACUUGCACAGUGUUGAUGUUUUGAAGGAUUAAAGUACAGAAAGCUGCUCCUUUAAAGUAGAUUCCUUUAGUGUCCUUUUGUUUUCCUCAGUGUGAUUCAGAGCACAGCCAGAGAGGAAAUGACCCCACACACCAGGAAUACACACUCAAACUGGAGCACACAGUGUUUAAAAAGUGUGUCACACACACGUCGUCCUAUACAAGGAGAGUGGUGCAGAGACACAGUGUGUCAUUCAGUGUUGAACUGAUGACUAGAGUAGUAUAACUUUGAGUCACAGCAUGUGGUAUUCAAGUCUUUCUUGAACUCUGUGUGUGUGUGUGUGUGUGUGUGUGUGUGUGUGUGUGUGUGUGUGUGUGUGUGUGUGUGUGUGUGUGUGUGUGUGUGAGAGAGAGAGAGAGAGAGAGAGAGAGAGAUGUGUGAAGCUAUUUUCUUCAAAUCAGAUUUGCUGAAUGAGGUAACAGGAUUACAGGGUAGUCCUGCUUUGUAACAUACACCAACUCAGGCCACACACACACACACACACACACACGUGCGCGCACACACACACACACACACACACACACACACACGCACACGCAGAGCUUGGCUCUAUGCUUAGCCUUGGCUUACACUGCAAACGGACCUGAUGGCAUUGACCAGCGAUUGCCAACCUGGGGAAAUUGAGGCCUUAAGGGAUACACAAGUAUUGAGAACAAUUACAGUGACACUGUGCUGUGACACCUGAACACCACUUACUGCUAUCCGUGGUAAGUGUUGAUUAACUAAUGAGCACAGAAGUCUUAAUAUCUAUCAAAAUGAUUGAAUUCACAGGUUAAAUCUCAUGAUUAAUAGCGGGAAUAAUAAGUUACAAGUAAAACACAAGUGGUGUAAAUGAUAAGCUCAAACACCAGAUCGAUGGCUAAGUGGACAAACUGUUAAAAAGAUUAGCCAAAUGUUUGGUUAAACGGUUGUUAGCUAGCUAAACAGCUUAAACAGUUGACUCACAGCUGUAAUAGUUCUGUGAUUGACAAAAACAUUCAAAUGCCGGAUAAUGAGAAAUAGAGGAAUGGCUGAGCUGAAACUGACUGUCAUUACUAAAAGUGCAGUUAGCUAGCUAUGGUUUGAAGUAAUAAGGUCAAAAUGAAUGAAUAAAAGAUUAAAUGGUUAUGUUUCAGUAUGAAUGAGUCAAAUAUUUAGCAAAAUUGAAAAAUUGAUGGUGGGAUUAAAUUUUUCUUUUUUUAUAAUUAAGGGAUGAAACAGCCAAAGUGAUAGAUGAAUGUUUGAAAUAACUAUCCUCAUGCCUCUGCUGGUUAUGCAUUAUAAUGGUUAGAUUGGUUUAUUCCUGUUUAACCUGGCACAAUCAACAUACAACUUAUUCUCCAUCUUAUGAAAUCAGAACGAUACCAAAAUGCGCUGCUGAAAGAGAAACCAUCUCUCAUUUAUGUUUGUUUACAUCCAGGUAGUAGGACAUUAUUGCUCUUUGGAUACUAACAUGGCCACUAACUACUGUGCCACCUAGUGGAAGUUGGGAGCCCUACAGUUUAAACACAACAAAACAGUGAGACAUUUUAGGCCCACAUUGACCAAAAUGUUAAUAUUUUGUCUUAUAAGGUGGAGCCAGCUAGUAAGUGUGAAGACAUUUAAUUAGGGUGGUUAAACCCCUAUUAGAAAAUCAGUCUUUAGACCAACACACUCUGCUCCAGUGAUGUUUUUCUACACAUGUUCAUGGUCUUUACCAUGUUCUCUGUUUGUGUGUUUGUAGUGCAACAAGCUUUGAGCUGGUUGUGGUCAUGAAGGUGAAACUCUAAGCAACAAAAUGUUGGGAUUGCCAUAGCAACAACAACACAGGGAAUAUAGAAAUAGUAGCAGCGUAGCUUUUUCAGUUGCCUGCGAGAAUUCACCAUAAAUGAUGGUGUCACAGCAGAGAUAGAGGUAGAGGGCAAGGGGUGAACUCAAAUCAUAAUCUUGCUUUUCUGUGUCUCCCUUUCUCCGCUCAGAUGCAGUACCAGAGGAGCUGGUUGAGCCUUUCUACAGGGACCAGUACAACCAGGAGCACCUGAAGCCCCCGGUGGCAUGCCUGCUUCAGUCUGCAGAGCUUUACUGCAGGGCAGGAAGCCUGAUCCUCCGCAGUGAUGCUGUCAAACCUUUACUUGGACAUAAUGCUGUCAUCCAGGCUCUGGCACAGAAAGGCCUGUAUGUCACAGACCAGGACAGACUGGUGACUGAGAGAGAUCUGACCAGCACGCCCAUACACAUGGUAAGUUACGUACUGGAUGGAAAAUAUACACAAUAUACAGAAUAAAAAUAUACAUUGUUUUGUAAACUUUGAAAAAUUGGGCAUCAAACUGGGAACAAUCCAAUCUGGUUAUUUCAGACCCACUUUAACACCUGUCGUAGUAUGUCUGCAAACCAGCCAAGAUUUUAACUAAGGAUAAAUUUACUUAGAUCAUCUGUAAGAUUUCAAAUCCUAGCAAAAAAAAAGUCUAUCAGGAUUUAACAGACUUUAUACUAACAUCUUAAAAUCCCUUUUUUUGUUUUUUGAGUGGUGACCCAAAUCCCUAGCCUAAAAAAACUUAAAAUAUUCAAUCCAGUAAUUGUUUCAGGAUGGUGAAAACUCUGGAUAAAGUUUCAGGUUUUGCAUUUUUACUCCCCCAUAGGAAUUAUUAAUAAGUGAGUUAUUUGAUAGUGUGUUUGUGUGAACAGCUCCAUGUGUAGUACUGCUAGACUGUCCUCCAAGAUCUGUCCUAUUGAGAGAAAAACACACACUAAUGAUGGGUUUCCUAUAGCAACCCAUUACCCACUGUUCAGCCUCAGUGUCAUUAUACAGCACAGGGCAAACAUGACAUGCCUAAGCCCACACCACCAAGAGAAGUUCUUGUACUGUGUUGUUAAUAUGCGCCAUGAAAGACUGAAUAAGGGGGUGAAGCACAACUGCUUUCAUUACUGAUUGAUAAUAACUACAAUAUUCAUUAUAGAGCCUCUGGGAUAUCAGAGAAGACAACCACUGGCUCUGACUGAUCAAUCUGAUUUGAGACAUUUUAUAAGUGCUGAUCUGGAGUGUAACAACAUCACCAGGACUUUUAACUACAAUAUAAGCAUCCCUCCAUCUCAACCCAAUGAUCCAGAUACAAUUAAUUUAACAAUAUUGCAUUAUAUGAGGCGAUCUACUGCUGUGAUUUAGGCAAACGUAUGAGGCUGCAGUGCUGAAAAUAAUGAAGGUGCUGAUAUUGAGUACAACAGCUCAACCCUGUGUACAACAUGGUUUUAAUACGCCAGCUCUCUAAGUGGAAUUAAGAUGUGGAAACAAUAGUGAUGGAUUGCUUUUUUAAUGACCCAGGCAUUACCCUGCCUACACUCUUGCUACUUCAUGUGAUUGAUAUGUAUUGUACAGGCUGAGGCAGAAUUAUACACACGUGGGGAAAAUCAGCACUCACAAAAGGCUCUUGUCCAAUCAGAUGAUUGGUUGGACCAAACAGUCGUUUAAUUGAUAUUAAGGGUCUUUUUCUUUGUUGAAUAAGUCUACACUCCAGGAUUACAGAGACCACCAAAGCAUGACUGAGGGUUAAACUGAUACAUACAGCUAAAUGCUGCAUUCAAGUUACUUUGGAAGUCAGAUAUCAGAGCGGGGAAAGACGUCACACCCUAGUUCCCAACGUUUCAGUUACCAAGUCGGAAAAUAGCAAAAUUGGAGGACUAAAACAAGAUGGCUACAUCUACGAAAGUUAUUUUAACGCUUGCCUUGUCCAAAUAGAAGGCAAGCACUAAAAUAACAUAGAUGUAGCCAUCUUGUUUCUGCCUCAGAUUUAGCUUUUUUUUCGACUUGGUAACUGAAACACUGGUAACUCAGGUAUGACAUCAAUCCCAGCUUGGACAUCUGACUUCCGAGGUAACUCGAACGCAGCAAAAGUGUACAGUAUAGAAAGAGUGCAAAAAGCAUUGUGGUUGCUUGGCAACAGCAAUUUUUUUGGUGAAAGUUCUGGAGUUCUUGAACUGUUUGCACUGAUAAAGUUUGAAUUUAGCCAUAAUGUCACAAAUUUGUCAUAACUACUUUCACUGUAUCAUGUAGCUGUGCUGAUUUUCAGUGUAACGUUUUUCCAGUGCAUGUGAUGGAAAGAAGUUUUGGUCUCACUAAAAUCAAAUCACUAAAAAAAAUCUAAGGCUGUUUUGUUUGGCAUUAAACAGUGAGCAGCAGAAGAAUCUUGAAAUGAGUCAGACUUUCUUAACAGAAGUCUGGAUCAUUUUCUGUGGAGAUGUAAAACAAAAACACUGUCACUGUCGGAGGAGAGUAGACUGUAAACCGUAAAACGCUUCAUUUAUGGCUUUUUAGUUUUGAAAGGAGGGCGAGUCUGUGACAGCAUGAUCCAGACGCACUGCUACCACACGCAUGGCUGGAGACCAGGCACUUUUGCUGACGCCAAAAGGUGUCUGCAUUGCAGUGCACCCCCCUUUUCUCUCUCCCUCCCUCCCUCUCUUUAUCUGUUUCACUGUUUCGUUUCUCCUCUGUCGCAUCCCCUCAUCUCUCUCUCUCUUUUUCUGUCAUGGUCAAUGCUAGUUCUCUACCACAGUUUCAUCCUACCUCUAUCUUUGGGGAUUAAACAGGACUGGGACCCUGCUAUCUCCUGAAUUUUUAAUUUAAGCUUAAGCAGGUUUCAUCAAGCACACAUUUCUUUCCUUAUUAUAGGUUUUAACACUUACUUUAAUCUUUCGUCAGCUUGUGCUCUCUCUUCUUUGCAGCUCUAGAUGACAUUUCAAAGACACUAGUUGUGGAUGUUUUUAUGUUUACAGCCAAGUGUGCGCACUACAGAACUCAUCCAGUAAAGUAGUGAUGUACAGUGUCCGCUUUAUAAUUUAACUUCCUUUUACACAUGCACAAAUGUAUAUUUGAGUCUAUACUUAUAACUCCUCGUCUUUUUGAUCCUGUGAUUUAGUAGACAACUGCAGUGACAGUGUUUAGUCGACUAAAUAGAGCCUCCCUUUGACUGUUGACCUUCAUUUGUGUUACACACAGCCAGGCAAUUUGUAAGCUGUCCAUCCUAAUUCUUCAUUUCAGUUUUAGUUAACAGUUCUUCGUGCAGAGGCGUGUGAGUGUAUUUGUGGAAUCAGCAGGGCUCUUUCAGUUACCCUGAAGUCGAAGCUUUUCAUUUUGGGUUAUGGUAUAUCCGCAGAGAAAAUGAUGACCUCAUGGUUUUUCCUAAGGAAUAAGUCAUGUCAGCGCGGAGAAAGAGGAUAGAGGAGGAGGAGCGUGGCAGUUUGUCACAGGACAAAUGGAUUUGGAAAGAGAAGGAGGGAAAAGGGGGGAAAGAUGGAGUAUAGGGGGCUGCCAUUUGGCUGCAAUCCAGGUGAAGGAAAGUAGACCAAGAGAGGAGAGGAAAGGGUGAGUGUGAGAGUCUCGAUAUGGACGAAUGGAAAGGGCUGUGGAAGGCGGGAAGGAAACUUAGAGAAGAGAAGGGAAGAAGAAGAAUAAGGUCUCGCCUUUCUUGCUGCAAGAGAGAUGACAUGUGUGCGCCAGAAAAAGAGUCCAAUGUUAACAUGGCCAUCUGGAAAGAAGAGCAGAGGAGGGGGAGUAAAGCAGGGGAGGAGAAGAGAGGCGAGGGUUUAGUAGAGGAGAGGAGGACGGAGGAGGACGUGAUGUGCACUACUGCAGCACUGUGAAGGAGGGUGGGGUCUCACACUGAGUCAAAGCACGUCUGGCACACAAUUGAGAGCCCCCCCUCCUCCCUAACACACACAAAUGAAUACACACAACUCUUGUCAGACCUCCAGCAGUGUGCACGAGACCCUCGUGUCCACCAUGUCUAGCUCUACCUUCCUCUCUCUCUUUGAAUCUUUCUCACACAUGCCCACAUGCACUGUCCUCUAACUGCUGAAACACUGAGACAGCAAAGUGACAGAUGAGGGAGAGGCAUAGCAGUAAUUGAAGCUUUCUGCAGAGGGGCGUGUACCCUCAUCCAAGAGCAGAACAACGCUGAGAUUUGGAGGUUUUCAUGGAUGCAUGUGCGAGAAAGAUGGCCAAAGCACUCCUUACUAUAUGCUGCAGUUUGGAAAAUUGCACAAUAAUGUAAGCGACAUCUGAAUAGAGACAAACAUGCGUACAAAGUUGCACCACAAAGCAUUUGUGCAGCUCAGAUGUAGGUCAUUUUCCAGUGUGUUCCUAUGUUAAAGGACACUUGUGAUGUUUGUGAAGAGGUUACUUUGAUUAGCUGUUUGCUCAGCUGUAAAGUUCCUUCCUAUGGAUGCCUUUGAUCAAGGACACACACACGCACACACACAUGGUCACACAACGGUGCUGGGCUUGAAUACUGAUGCUGGUGUGGGAUAGUGUGCCUGAGUUCACUGCAGCUCUUUAUGACCAGUCUCUGCCAUUUCCACAGCCUUAUAAGGCGUGUCUGUAACCAUCAGUGUUUUGAAUUGUGUCUGUGCACACACACACACGCACGCACACACACACACACACACACAGGCACACACACGCACAGUCACGCUCAGCACAAAGGUCUCAGUGAAGGGAUAAUAGACAGCACAUGGCUUUGAAAUCCAUGCUGUGGUGUAAACAAUAGUGGACUGAAGAGUCUGUAGAUAUGUAAGCGUGAUCCCAUGGUCUGUGUGCCCUCUACGCUUUCGCUGUGUUCACUUUGGUAAAGUCACAUGAACAUACAUAUGCACACUAACUAUGAAACAUACAAAUCUUCACAGCACACUGAGGAAGAGCAUCAAGAGACAUAUGGAGGUCAGCAUAUAAUCCAAGUCCCUAAGAUGCGCCAAUAAUCUUUCAUUUAUAAUCAUAAAUUUCUCUCUAGAACUCCAGGAGGAUUUUUAGGAUCACAUGACAAGCAUCAUUGGACUCCCUGAAAAAGUAAACCCUCCUCUGAUCUACUUAAAGGGAUACUUUAAUCAGACCAUUACUCGUGAUGUGUGUUUAAAUUACAGGGUCCAUUUGGCUUGGCAGUCAACACAGAAACAGCUGGUGUGGCUCGAGCCGAAACGUAGUCACCAAUUGACACGUUAAAUCUGUAGAGUUUAUCAGUGUACAGGCUGAAAUAUUUGACAAUACUCUAAAAUAGGUAUAUACACUGUGUAAAAUAAAGUCUCCCAACAUCUGAGCAGGGCCUGUUAGUAGCCACAGGAAUAUCACCUAAUCUUUUUUGUAUACUGGACAAUGUGCAUAUUAUAGAAAAUUCAAGAUAAUUUGGUCUUACUUAGUGUACAUGUAACAGACUAAUGUUGUAAAUUCAUAAGAAAAAAAAUCAUGAUCUCAGUCUCUAAUUAGCCAUUAUAUAUUAUUUUAAAGAGAAAGCUCAAUAGAGCAGCCAGCUGCCCAAGCAGCAUAAGAAAUACAGACCAUCUUGUAAAGUUAUACUGUAGUAGAAGUUUCAUUAAUUACUAAAUAUCCAGUCUUCUUUAUUAGAACCAUAUUGUUGUAAGUGUAGGGACUCUUGAGGAGCUUGUGCAAAAUAGAGUCUGCUCUGUACACAUUACUCCAACCACUGUUUGUCCUCACAUGUUUGAUAUAACUUCAGGAAAUUAUCUACGGUCCUCAUUUUAAAGCAGAUAUACUGUAGAUUAUUGGUGUCAAAGCCUGUAGUUGUCACUUCCUUCUCAUUAAAAUAGCUAUAUUCUUCAAGUCUCAAUUCUUUUUCAUCCUUCGCACAACCUCUCUCCACUGUUGUAUUAUUGCAACCCCAGUCACUUUGAAAAUAUACAAGGCAAACACUUUUGUCGAGUGAAUGGUUUUGUUUUUACAUCCUACAACAUGUGUAAAAAUCGACACAAAAAAGCAGCCCAUGAAUUGAAAACUAACCAUCACUCUGAACAAAUGCAUAUUCAUGCGCAGACACUUAAAUGAGAUUUUGACUGAUUUUAAGAUUAAAGGGUUUAAUGCAAAGGAAUCCAAAAAAUCUCAGUCAAAGGAAAAGUGAGUGGAGUUUUCACAAAAAUAAGGUCUUGCUGACCUCUCCAGUGUUUUAUUUUCUCUACUGUUCAUCCAGCUGUCAGCCAGACUGGAUACUGUACUUCUUGAGGGGAAUGCAUGCAAUGUCAAAAAUCUAGUAAUAUCCUGAAAUGAAGGAAUGUGAAGAAGUGUCAUCUGCAAACACAAACAAAAGUUAAAUAUCAGACUCCUUUUGUUCAAGAGCCAACCCAAACUAUACCGCGCCCCUCUUUAAUACGCUACAGAUGGAACCCCAAUAACAACAUAAUGUAUAUUCUUCGUCACAUCAGGAUUGAAUCAACACAGGAAAAAAAGCUGGCCCUCAGAUCUUAUUGCCCUCCUCUCUAUUUUGUAAGAUUUCAUUAUAAUGGUUUAUUUAAUCAUAAGAUAGGUUCAUUUAUUGGUAUAUUUAUCUUUGUUUAAUGUGAUCUCACUCAGAUCAGAGGCAUUAAGAAGUGAGCAAUGUGACUUACCUAUUAAGGCUGUCUUAUUUCUUUAAAUGGUCAGAUCACUGAUGAAUAGGUUUAGGAUCAGGUAAGGAUACAAGGACAUAAGGUCACACUGUAGUCUCAGCACUUAUUUUCCAUGAUAUAUUAUUAUUUCUCUUGUACAUGCUGCGUCUUCGCUCUGGCAGUACAGUGACGUUUCGCACUGAAGUUGUAGCGCUGGAUCAGAUGUUAUGUUUUUCAGGGAAACACUUGGUCACACUGGCAGUUACACGAGGCUCUGCGGUUAUGAAUAGAGGCCUGUGCUUGACAGCAGAGGCUCCGCUGGGAUGUGGAUCAUGGAGCGCCUGACUUUAGGUGUUUGUUCAGUUAGGUUGGAAACACAGACAGAUGCUUGGGUAAACACACACAGAAAGUGAUUUUUUGGGGUAGAACUGUGGUGUAACAGGAAAGGGAAGGGAAGGUCUGCUGGUCUGACCAGGCUGGUAUGGGAUUAGAAAAGGCCAGCAGAAUGUCAAGCUUUGUGUAGGUGUUGAUGGCUGCUGGAACCACUCAUAUAAAGUGAAUGCCUAAAGAGUGGGCUGUGUGUGCAAUAAAAAUAGAGUAGUUCUACAUGAAGAGGUGUUAGAGAGUGAGUAGUAGUUUCAUUUCAUUAAAUAAGAAAGGUCGAUCUCUGGAGCUCAACUUAAUGUGAUAGGGAGCGUAUGAAAAUUAAAAACAGGAACUCUACAAAUGAGCCAAAUAAAAAUGUACUAGCAUGGGAAACUCUGCAUUGUCAUUUACCUUGUCAUCAGGAAAAGUGUAAGAUGUGACAUGAUGCCUAAAAGUGUGCAAAAAAAGUUUUCAUUUGCUGUCCUUCACAUGCCAUUGAAGAAGCCUUUCUGUGCUUAAUCUAAAGAGUUCAUCUUUUCACAUCUUUUCUUUUCCUAGAUAAGAAAUGUUUCAAUCAUCUCAAGGUUUAGCUGAAUCCAAAUACCUGUUUUUCAGUUUUUUGUCGGGAUGUCCUAAUCCAAUAUUGAUAUCGGAUAUUGGUCCGAUAUCAGUAAAAUAAAUCUAAUAUCUGAUUAUAUCAGCCUGCAUCUAGAUUCUCCGAUAUCAGCAAUCUGAUACAAGCAAUCCAUUCCUGACUACCCUGUAGCACCUCUAUCCAGCAGCACCUGGAUCCAGCAUGCAGAGCCCACGUGAUCACAACAACAGUCAGUGCGUUUACAUGACACUCGAGAAAACCAAAUUAUUGUCUUACUCCGAUUAAGACCGGACAACUGAAGUGCAUGUAAACACCUUAGUCUGGCUAUAACCAGAGUUUGAAAACUCUGAUUGGAGUUGGAGAACUCCCAGAUAAGACACCCAGAUGAUGCAAUUGGAAUUCGAUUUUCUCUACCAUGUAACCAGCGUAGUCAGAGUAUGAUAGGAGAAUGAAUGUGCACAUGCGCCAUGCCCUGUAACUCCGGAACAAAAACACCGGAGAAGAGGAGUAGCGUGCACCUCAUCUGCAGAAAAAGUAGCACGUACAUCAACAAUGCUGUACGAUGCUCCAUCUUCUUGCUCGAAAAUGCCCAGCAGCAGUUGUAGCCACUGGCACAGACCUGCUGUUGUUGUUGGGUAAACCGGACACAGCUCCUCUGAAAAGACCCAUAUUGCCCCCUAGUUUUGGGGAGGAGGACCCUUUCCCAUCCAUAAUUCAAUUUUCUCAGCUGCAUGUAUAUGUUGACAAGGAGGGAGGUCCAAUUGAGUAAGAAAACCGAAUUAUGAGCUUAGGCCGAUUAAGCUGUGCAUGUAAACACACUGAGUGUGUACUAAGGUACCUACCAAGUAGCAAGGAGUAGGAGUGAUGUCGGCCGUGUGCCAGUAUUUUUCGUCUAAUUCCGAAAAAGAUGUUGCAGCUGAGUGCAAAACUUGUCAUGCACAAGUUUAUGCCAAUAUUGGAUUAAUAUCGGUAUCGGCCAAUACUGAAGGCUAACAUAUCGGUAUUGUAUCAGAAGUAAAAAAGCAGUAUCAAACACCCCUAGUUUUGGCUACUUUUUUCUUCAGAAAUACCCAGAAAGUUUCACUUUUAAGUGGAGAAGAAAAUGGGAGGCAAAGUUGAGCCUGAAGGUAUUGGUUUUGUGUUUGUGGAAAGUAGCUGAAUCAUUAAAGCUAAUCCUGGCGAUGCUGCUGUUUGUCUCCACAGAGUUCCCACCUCGCACUCAUAGACACCCUGAUGAUGGCGUACACUGUGGAGAUGGUGAGCGUGGAGCGCGUGAUGUCCUGCAUCAACAGGUACUCUUCUGCUGAUCCCUCGCAUAGCGAGAGGCACGUCCAGGAGCUGCCUUAUGACACAGAGGACGCUAUCACCACCUGGAUCAACAAGGUACACAGACACACUGAGGCAUAUUCGGGUGAACACAAAAACCACAAGGACAUGUGCUUUUUAUUUGAGAGGAUAACCGCUGAACAAACCCUCCAGUCUUUUUCAAAAGCAGACACACUGUGCUUUCUUUCACUCCAGAAAUAGAAGACACACAAGAGGGAAGAUUGUCACGCUCAAUCCCCCCACUGCUGCUUCUCAAUCCAAUAAGCUUCCAAGACAAACUAGAUGGAGAGCUGGUAUCAACAACAUUUAAUCAUGUUGAUGAGAUUACCCCGAGAUAACUGACUUAACCUCACCUUCUGGUCUAUAAAGCUGGGUAGGGAUGUGAAAGCCUGACAAAGAUUUAAAAUGGCAGAAAUUUGCAUCUUUUGUGUAUUUAAUGAUCUGAAAGACUAUUAACUUACUAGAAGCGACUUUGACUGAGCUUGCGUUCAUUUUUUUAAAGGAAUUUUGGCACUUAACAUAAUGUGCUGACCUAUAUUACCCAUGUCGGGGAAAAAAUGAAACGAGUUCUAUAAUAGCAUUGGUUAAACAUAAUUACCAUAGAUCAGGGCUCACACUCCAAAUUAAAUAAGCUGUUCAUGUGCUUACGUUUUAUCUUUCUAUCCAAAAAGGCAGAGAGGUGAACAUGUAGAUUUGAUUCACAGACACAAACAGAAAAAACGAGCACGCGGGAGCUCUCUGUGUGGCUCAGUGAUGAAGCACAACAAAGUUGUUGUUGGCCGAUGCGACCUUGUGCGUCCUCAGGCCAAAAUGUUACAUCACUGUUUGUACAGACCCUUUGGAGACAGAAAGGUAGUAACUGUAAAAAGAGGGGGCUUUCAGAGGGAAAUGCUAUAAUUAGAGUCAUCUUUGAAGUUCUUUGCAGAGUUUGUUUGACCAGGAACUCGACUGAGCUCUGUGUAUAAAGUUCCAGUCAAAUGUAACGUCGGUGGCUCAUGGUCAGUGGUGGUGGUGAAAAGUUUACUUUGAUGUGUGCUCGUUUUUUGUUCUCAUGUUCAGGUUUCUCUUCUCUCUGACACAGACUCACCAUUCAGUGUCUGCGUGCACAAAAUGCUUGUCUGAAAUCUGACCUUGAUCUCUCUCUCUCUCUCUCUCUCUCUCUCUCUGUGCCUGACUGUCUCUCCCUCCAGGUGAAUGAACACCUGAAGGACAUCCUUGUGGAGGAGCAGAAGCUGAGAGAGGCUUCAAACCAGGAGUCAAACUCAACAACACACAAAGUGAGAAUACUUACAAGCUUUCCUUUUUUUUGUGAAGACAAUGGUGAAAAAGGAGAGACAAAAUCUUUCUACCUUCACACACACCGGAAUAAACAACAUUUUCAAACAACAUCAGUUUCUCUUUUUGCUAAACCUAGAGUAACCAUAUUCUGAAUCCCCAAAUAGAGGACAUGGUUACGCAGAGGGUCGGGUUUAGUGUUUUUUAUGUGCUUCUAACUCAGGAAGUCCACACGACACAAACUCAAAACUUCUAUAUAAAACCUCCGACAUUUGAAGGAUUUAUAAACUCCAGCCCCCAAAAAAGAGGACAUGUCCGGGUAAAAGAGGAUGUAUGGUCACCCUACUAAACUUUGACAAACACAGAACUGAUUGUAGAUAGAGUUAGCUCAUCUGUUAGCAUAGCUUAAACUCCCAGAAAGAACGCAAGUAUCAUUUAAAAAAAACAUUGAGUUUUUCCUAAUUAUUUUUUUAUAGGUAAAAAAAGGAAAGACAAAAUCUUUCUACCUUUACACACAAUAUCUCUUUUUGCUUAACAUGGACAUAAACAGAACUGAUUUAAGCUAGAGUUAGCUCAUCUGUUAGCAUAGCUUGUACUGCACUCCCAGCAAGAAAGCAAGUACCACUGAAAAAAAAAGAGUUUUUCCAGUUUCUUUUUUAUAGGUGAAAAAAGGGAGAGACAAAAUCUUUUUACCUUAACACACACCGGAAUAAACAAUAUUCAGUAUGUCUUUUUUGCUAAACUUGGACAGAAACAGAAUUGAUUUAAGCUAGAGUUAGCUAAUUUGUUAGCAUAGUUUAUACUCCAAGCAAGAACGCAAGUAUUAUCGAAAAAACAUUGACUUUUUCCUGUUUUUUUUAUAUAUCUCAAUAUUUUGAUAAGGCUACUACUACUACUUUUGCUAUCAAGCGCUGGCACAUGUCUGUGUCCACACUAGGCACAUGCAGAAACACAUGAUAUGAACGCAUUAGCCUACAGCACAGUGCACACAGGGCUCAGUGAAUCAGAGGAACAGAUGAGCUCAGUCUCAGACCAGCUGCAGAGAAAUGUUGGCAAGAGUCACAACACUGCUGUUAGAGGAGAAAGGAAAAGAAAUGUGAGGGGUGGAGAAGAAAUGGGGAGAAAGAGUGACACACAGAGCGGGAGAGAGAGAGAAAAAAAAAUGAGGAGGAAUAAUCGGGGAGAAAUAAGAGGGUGGAGGACACAGAGGGGGGGCUCUCAGGAACUUUGUCAGCUGUAGCAGAAGACAGUCAGUGACAGACAGAGGCAGCGUUGUCAUCCUGCAGGCCUCGUGGUUAUGUAACAAGUUGAUCCACUGGGAUGAACACAUGCAGCAGUCUGCUACCAUCCUCUUCUACUCACUUAACCAUAGAGUGCUGUAACUUAACAGGUCUUAACAGGUCACGACCCCACCUCUGGUCGGUGCUUGAAAAAACAUUCAAGAGCGUGAAGUUUAAAAACUGGAAAAGAAACAUCACUGCACAGUGAGUGUGUACACAUGGGCAGCAACACAACUGAACUGAGCUAAAUGAAUAGCUGGAUAGAUUCACUUACUGCAAUUCAACACCAACUCAAAGAUCUAAACACUGACUGAAUGUGUAAGUACUACUAGACUAUCAUUGCUGCCAUGAGUCUACAGCCAUGUUAGCUGCUCUGUAAGGCUCUGCUUAAACCAUGGUCUGUUUAGAGCAUGGACAUGGUCUCAGUGAUGCCACCCACUGGUUUCUGAAGAGGUCUAGAGGCCCAAACAUGGCAGCCACCACAUACUGUACAUUGAAAACUCAGACUUUGACUAUCUUCAGCUGCUUUUUUCAUUUUCUGUGCAAAUUUUAGAUGUUAUUUAUCAGCUUGAGUAACAUUUUCCUCAUCAGCUGUUGAGUUUCAUUGUUGCAGAACCACAUAUAUACUAGGGUGUCCAUAUUCCGACUUCCCUAAAAGAGGACACGACUACGUGGGGGCGGAGUCACAGAGUCGCAUGAAGUUAAUUUUGAGAGUUUUUUGGUUGGAUCGAUGUCCUUUACGCUCCUCUUACUCAGUGAGUCCAUGUGGCACAAAAUCGAAACAUACGUACGAAACCGCAGACAUUUGAAGGAUUUUAUAAACUCCCCCGGACAAAGCCGGACAAACCCGGACAGCCCCCAAAAAAAGGACAUGUCUGGGUAAAAGAGGACAUAUGGUCAUCCUAACAUAUACAAGAUUAUUAACCCUUACCUUUAAGUCCAGAUAAAAGGUCCAAAUUUGUGUUUUAGAUGCAUCCUUGUAGUUUAGGGGUUGACAUGGUCAGUAGCAUUAAUUCUGCAGGAAACACAAUAUCAGAGUUUUUGAAGCAAAGGGGUGGACUGACUGACAGAUUCACACAAAGCCAGGACACAAACAAGCCUGUAAAUAGACUGUAACAACCCAAAAUGUUUAUGUGAAACUGCUGUUUUGUGUCACAUAAUGACAGUGUCCCUAGUCCCUCAAUUAGAGCAAAAUUUCCUCCGUCUUCAGAGAGCUUCAGGGAGUCUCAAGUGGCUGAAUCCGUUUAAAAGGCACUUUUAUCUACUGUGGGAGCGUCUCGGUGAAGAUUUUCUCUCUCUAAGUCUAUUUCAGAAUAGUGCUAGUGAUUAUUCCCUCACUGUGACUGCCCUGAGUACUGGUGAUACACUCGGUGAAUGUAACCCAUCCCAGACUGACUCUCAUAGACACUCCAGGCUUUAUCAAAGACAACAAGUUACAACGAGAGAGAGGAGGAAUACGCAGAGCUCUCAUUGUCAGUCAGCUGCUUUCUUACUCCAUGCUCCAUCACUGAGCUCCCUCUUUGCUUUAUCAACCUGAACAGAAGUCUAUUCAGCGAACAGGACAAACUCAGAGCAGAUAAUUUCACACAUGCACACGCACGUAUUCCUGCACGAACGCACACACAGUUAUGAUCGAGCACAAGACACUUCUCAGAGAGUCUCCUCUAUUUUAGGACGGUGUGAAAAAUCUUUCACUCCGGUCUUAUGACUAGGAUCUCAGCAUUUUUUCUGCAGGGAUACUUUAUGAAUGUUGGUGCUUUGCAUUAUAAUCAGUCAAAUAAUAGACAAGUUGGAUGAUUGUAAGUGAUUCUGAAGCUUCUCUAUUUAUAAGCAUAUAUUUUUAGGUUUUUGCACGGUUGAGAUUUAAGGUUGAGAUUUUAUUUUUAAUUUUUCACUGAUUUGCAACAUACCUCAACAUAAGGCCCUUACAUAUUUUCAGAGGUUUUUAACAGUGAAGGGCAAGUUUUAAAGUUAACACUUUAAUAGCCAAAAAUAGACUUUUGUUUAAAAAAAAAAACAAGAAAAAAAAAACACUGGCUGUGGUGAAGAUACCUGAACAGUGAGUCACCGCAGAAAUUAAGUCUUAAACUGGAUCUCAGAUUGGCUUUAUUUCCCACUACUUUGCUUCUAUAUGACAAACUACUCUAUUUUAUUAAAUUAUUAGUACUCUUUGUUUGUUAUCUGCAUUUAUCAUUCAGUUUUUUUCAGAAAAUGACAAACAAGCAGGAUGAAAACUCAAGUUGUGUCCCAUUGACUUACAGCUCUAGAGUUGCAAAGCGUUUUGCUUGCUGUUGGCCUAACACUUCUCCCACUCUCUCUUGUUGUUGUCCACUCAUCUUCCUACAUCAAGUCUCCUAGCAAAUGGUACUGGAGAUUAGUACCUGUAAGUCCAUCCAUUCUGAAGAACUUCAUUAACUACUUCCACAGCAUCAAACCCCCAACCUGCAAGAUUACGCCCGUUUACAUCCUCAUCUUGUAUUCUCUUGUCAUUGCAUGUGGUCCUGAGCCCCAUCAUGCAUUGGUCCCCCACCUCCCAUCCUAUACCACCCCAGCCCUCCCUGUCAGAUCCCUAUAUAGUCCUUCAAAGUUCCCUCUGGAAAAGCGCUUAUCGAUCCAUUUCAUCAAAAAUACUGUAUGUUUGUCAUAUGAAGGCUGUCUACUUUGAGAAACUGAUACCACUACUGGUAUCAAUGGCUUCACAUUUCCUUUUCUUGUUUCAUCUGUGAUGCCUUUUGUCUCCGUUUUGGUUUGAAACAAGGGCCAGGUUGCUGUUUUCCCUCUCCAUCUUUUUUGAGUUGAAACUUACUGCCGCAAAAAAGUUUAACUGUUUCUUUUAAACCAAAAAGAAAGGACGACAUUUCUCCUUUCAGAGGUUGAUGCACAUCCAGAGUGGCUGUAAAACAGUGAUAGCUGCUGGCUGAAACUGGACUGUUAGAUCCCUGAAGACAAAUGUAGAGUUACUCCUGUGAGUUUUACAGCUCCAGUGAGGUGCGCAGAAAACCUGGAGGCAGAAAGAACCUUUUUACUAAGAUGAUUAACUUUUAACUCAUGUUUGGAGCAGCAUUUUCUGCCACAGCACCCACCACUGUAGAAGCAAAGACCCUCAAUGCUAACCAGAUGUAUGGAGCUAAGAAGAAUUGAUUAGUUACAUGCAUUUGUCCCCCUCCCCUCUGUCUGGAGUACUAACCCAAUCCUCAUGAGCAAUCAUAGAUAGCAUCAAGGGGCUGCGGUGUUAUGAUUGCCUUUUUUCAGAUGCAUCUUAAAGUAAGAUGUCAGAAAGUGUCUCAUAAUUGCAUGAUAUAUUUAUUCUGCACUCGAUAAGAAAAGCCUGAGCCCACUUUUUUGCCUGGAAUACCUUUAAUUAUCACCUGUCUGCGAGUGUGUGGGUGUGAAUGAGGUGUUUGUUUCCUGGUGCAUGUGGAUAAAAGUGUGACUGCACCAACAACCUUAUACAUCUACCCUGAUGACACAUAAAGGUGAUGUCUUUGUGCCGUUGCCAUGGUUUCAGGCUCGCUACAGGAAGGAGCAUGCUCAGCAGAAGAGUGCUCCAUCACUCCCCCUGGUGGAGAACCUGCUGAAGGAUAAUACAGACGGCUGUGCCCUGACCACCCUUCUUCACUUCUACUGCCCACAAGCCGUCAGAUUGGAAGGUGGGACUGCACCCACAGUGACCUCACCCACUUGAUAUUAUCAGACACGCCCUCUUUUAUUGUAAUUGUUCCUAAAAGUAAACAAGACUACAGUCGGAGCAGUCACUCCAUUAGAAAUAGGAAAGAAAAGGCGUACAAUGAACAGACCACAAUGAUUUUCAGUCAUAAGCGGGGCACACAAAGGGCUCUUUCUGCUCUUCAACUGUACAUUUUAACAAGGGCUUGGAGCACAGAUCAGAUUUUAUAAAGAUUUUAUAAAGGCUCAUGUGUGUUUUGAAAACCUUAGUUAGUGAAUCUUUAUUAUAACCCAGUUGGCUUUUGAUGUAAACGUUUAAAUCUCAGAGAACAACAUGAUAUAGAAACUAGCAACCCUGUUUUGACCCGUUGUGGUCACAGUAAACAAAGAAGUAACUAUAGAGACAUAAAGAGAGAGUUUGAACCUCUCAGCACGCCCGCGUUCUCAUCUCUAAAAACGUUCUGGGUUGGGUUGUGAUUGGUCAUGAGGGCCUUGUGACGGAGAACCGUUAGAGGAGUAGCUGGCUGCUAUUUCAAAGAUAAACAGCUCUUGUGUGGGAGACUCAUGGGAUUAGAUGCAGUUCACAGGGAGCUCUGACACAUGUGGACCAGAUGUGGGGGCAAAUGAAACUUCAUUUAGGUUUUCUUACUUGCCGCCUGAUUUAAUGUGGUAAAUGAGAGUGACAUCAUGUUUAGUUGUGUGUUCCUGCUUCCUCCUCAUACAAACAUGCAGGCUGUACUUAAAAUUAGUCAGGGGGUAAAAAUGCUGAUGAUUCAGCCAUAAAGAGUUUGAGAUGGUUUGAAAAUUGUAACAUUGAUUGUGAGCGUUUCAAGUCAGCCACUGCAUAAUAGUACAAGACAAGUGGGAAAAGUUUGGUAAUUUUCUUCUCAUCUGUUCUUUUUUUUUAAACACAAACUAUGCCUUAUCUUUCCCUCCUCUUCCUGCCUGGCCUUUGCUAUCACCUCCUCCCUUUUGUGCGUGUGUCUGUGCUGGUCUGGUGUGCUUGUGUGUCUGACCCCUCCCCUGGCUGAGCAGAUAUCUGCCUAAAGGAAACCAUGUCUCUGGCUGACAGUCUCUACAACCUCCAGCUGGUGCAGGAGUUCUGCAGGAACAACCUCAACCACUGCUGCCACUUUAGCCUGGAGGAUAUGCUCUACGCACAUGCAUCCAUAAAGGUAGGUCAGAGUGAAAACAGAUUCUUUAAACAGGGCAUAAGGAGGUGUUAUGUUCUGAUUUUGUCGUGUGGAUUCAGUCGAAGAAAGAGAAGAGGAAAAGUUGUUCUGGGAAAUAAAGAGAAUUGGGGCGGGAAAUUACAAAAAGGGAUAAAUGAGUCAUGCAGGGAAAGUUUCAUAAUGAAUGUGUGUGCGGGUCUGACAGAGGUUGUUACUGGGUGUACUGUGUGUAUUGUCGCCUUUUAGUACAACCACUGCAUCCCAAACAACAGCAUUUUUUUUUCUGUCAGACAGAGACCGAUUCUGCUCCGAGGAGAUUCACAGUCCUGACCCGUCUCUGCCUGCCUCUCUUGUCUGUUUCCCCCCUCCCCUUUGUUUUUAUCCAACAACAAAAUCUGUGAACUCUUAGAUAACACAACAGCUGAUUCACUCUGCCCUCAAGCUCAGAUCUUCCCUAUUUCUCACCCAUUUGCUUCUGAUAAUGAAAGAGUGUAGUGUAAAAGUUUAUGAGCGUCUCUGUUGUCUCUAUUUAGACUUCACAGCAGCAGCAGCAGCAGAGCUCAUGUGGGUAAAUAGUAUGCAGAACAAGUGGGUAGAAACAUUCAAGAAUCAAGUCACGGUCCAAGCUGAUGGGGAGUUUCCAUUCUUUAAAACAGCACAACAUCGCUUUCCCAGUUUGGCACUAUUUUCUCUGUGUUUCUCCCAUUUAGUUAAACUCACUACUUUGUUUGUUUUGCAGAUGUAGGUAAGUAAAGAAGGGGUGAUAAGGUCAAUGAAGGUCAUUUUAAGAGACUGGCAGACUGCCUUUUUAACACAGGCUCAAUGCUCUUUGAAUCUCAAACAGGCCAUGCAUGUGUUCAUCACACUCACAAGGAAAUUUUGUUAUUGACUCUUUAGACGUACUGAAAAGUAUGUUUACAUUUUAGAUACAUUUAAAUUUUUUACAUUUACAUCUACUUUUUAACAAAAUGUGUUUAUUUGACAGGGACAAUAUAUGUCUGCAUCGUUACAUCUAAUAAUAGAGCAAUCAAUGCUGUAUAUAAAGGACCUAUGGCCAUGGUUAAUUUGCAGUCUUUGUCCCUGCUAAGACAGCUUUUACUUUUCACUGCUUUGUCAAGUUUUGUGGAUGGUUCCCUUUAAUUUCAGGGUUAUUUACUGAAUUGUUUCCAAAAAUUACAAUAAUGUUUAUAUCCCAAUAGAAACUUUCUGUUUGUAACUUGAGAUAGGGCCAGGCAAUAUGGCCUCAAAUCAAAAUCACGAUAUAUUGAGCAGUUCACCUUGAUAACGAUAAAAGGACGAUAACUGCUCCACAAGCUGCUCACCACCUCCACAUUACUUCAGCCGCUACAACUUUUGAACCGUCCUCCAUCUCCUCACCUGUCUUUCCCUCUUUGUUAUGGACUGGAUGGGGUGGAGUCACGUCUCGGACAUAGGACAGCAUCAUAAAGGGACAUGAGACCAUAGCCUACCAACACACAUCCAAAAACAACUUUUAUUAAUUUGAUUUUUGACACAGAAUAUACCAACAUGGGCAAAAUGACGUCGGUUAUUGUAAAUUUCGGUAUCUGUAAAUUUUCAGUUUAUUGCCCAGCCCUAAAUUGAGAGCAUUUCUCAUUGCCUGAUCCCUACUGUGUCGUCUCAAAAUGACACAUUUACAUUAAACUCUAGGGAGUGUUUAAAUGUUGUUAUGACACAUAUGGUUUUGGCAUUAAACCACACUCACACUAUGUGGAACAUACUGAUAUUCAACAACGCACACACACCUGUGCCUGUUACCUAGCAACAGUUGGUGGGCAUGAACUCCUUCAUCUAUCACUAUUGCUGUUGUGUCAAAUAAGAGACAGCGAGAGAGAGCUGUAUCUGCACGGACAUAAAUGUUUUUGUUAUUGACAUAAAUAAAAAAUGACCAACAGGCUGUAAGAUUAAUCACAAAUGUGUGUGUCUGUGUGUGUAUUGUUGUUUGUUUGUGUGUGUUGUCUUGCAGAGUAACUACCUGGUGUUUAUGGCUGAGCUCUUCUGGUGGUUUGAAGUGGUGAAGCCGUCGUUUGUGCAGCCCAGAGUUUUUGAUCCUAACGGUGCAGUACAUCCUUAUCCAAUUCAAUAUCAGCUUUUUCUCAUUAAAUCGGACGAUAAUGAUUGUUUCAUUAUAAUAUGCAUGCUAAUUUUGAACUCCAGUAACACCCAGUUAAAGAUAAUUAUCGUGUGGUUCCUUCUGCAGCCUGUGAGCCUGUAUUAAACUGUAGAAAUAUGGCUCCAGUGUCCAGUCCGGUCAAACAGAGUUAUGCAGAGAGAGCUGACAGACCAGAGGACAUCCCUGCAGAGGGUAAAUAUCUGAUAUUAACCGGAGAUCAUCCAUCUCCAACUAUCAUUUAUUGAUUGAUCAAAGUGUGUUAGAGAAGUUAAAUAGAGGAACAGUAAUUCUCUGUGGAGAUAUAUUCAUAGUUGUGAUAUCAAGAACAUGUUGGCGAAUUAUUGCACUGAUUUGUUCUACAGUCCUUAUCCUACUGAAUGUACCUUUUCUUUCUACUGUGAUUUGUUUUUGUUAUGAAUAUUUCCCCUUAUGAACUACAGAUCAGUGUAAUAGAGUGUGGCUGUGGGCCCUCUAGUGGCUGAUUCACAGAAAUGCACCAGCGUUCAGGCUCUCCCACUGCAGUUGAGCUUUAUGUUUGUUUUUUAUAAUGUAGUAUCUUACAUUCAGUAAUAUUUUACCUGAAAAAUAACCCAAAGCUGGAGUGUGGGGAGAAUAGUUCAGAUCUUUUCAGAUCAGCUUGAAAAUAUUGGAUAAAGGGCCCUCACUCAGAAAAGUACACUUUGUUCUAACAGUAUAUGAAUCUUUGUCUGCCUGAAUCCAAAGCACUCAACCACAGAUUUUGUUUUCAAACAGUGAAACAAGGAUUUAAAACUUUCAAAUAAACUCCUGUGUGACUUUUACAGGUGGGAUGAAGAGAUCUACCUCCAUGUCGUACGUGGAUGGCUGUGUCGGGACAUGGCCCAAAGAAAAACGGUUCAUACCUAAACUCUACUACUAGAGCAGAUGAAAUUUGUUACUUCAGCAUGUUUUACUUAUUUAACUGACAUUGUUUUUCCGUCCUCCUGCAGCUCCUCCUCACGGGGAAUCUCCUUUGAGAUCCCUCUGGAUGGAGACCCGACCUUGCCGCCCUGCGAGGUUCCUUCCCCCCGUGGUAUGACGCGCUCCGCCAGCAGUGACGGUCUUGGGUUCAAGGUUCACUUUGCAUCUCGAGGGGGCAUGAAACGCCACCUGUCUCUCAUGCCCGUCAGUGUAAAUGGCCAGGGUAAACACAUACCAGAGGAGGAUGAGGACUUCAUCCCCCACAAGCCCCUUGGGCGGAACAACACAUUCUCGAUCAAGAACCAAAGCAGGUACAGCAAAGACAGCAAAGACUUAUGGGUCAUUAUUUUGAGUACUAGAAUCUUCUGCUUCAGAACACAGUUAAUUUAUGAUAAAAGCUGAAAAAAUGAAAGUGGUUUGCUUUUGUGGUUUUUGUUUACACCUUCAAAAGUCUGCAGUACAGUGUGUACAGUUCAGCACUCUAGUAUAUCAUCAUUUAUGCCUAAAGGCUCAUUUAUGCUCAACAUAUAGAUCCAUAUACAGAUGGAGCUCUCCGUUCGUGCUUCGUGUUCUUUUCGUCUGUAAUUCUGCACGUAUCCUUGAAGUUUAUGGACUUGUACCAACGAAAACCGCGGGGACAGUUUUGCUGCUGUCACUACCUAGCAGACAUCCUGAAGUACUGAAAAUGAUGAUCGUCGGCAAUUUUCCUCAUUGGUACUACCAGAGAAAAGAAUUCUCUGUCCUCCAACUGUAAAGCAUUUAGUGGCCUGACCAUAGACUGUACGGACAACUUUUAUUCCGCCCUCCGCCAGCAUACGGAUUUGAAGCCAAAAAGCUCUCGAUAUUUCCGCAUUUUGUCUCCACUUCCAGAAUCCAACAUUGCGCAGUAGUGUUGUACGCAUUUGGCGGGAGAGUCGUUGAGAGUCGCUGUUAUGCGAUCUGCUCAAACACAGUAUCUUCCGGGUGAGCUACACCAUCUUGGUAUGCCCAUAGGCUGUAUCAAGUGUCAAUCAUAGAAAACAUGAACCCCCUAAUAACUUUUAAAAAUUGAGCUGUACAGAAUAAAGAGGACUUGAACACAAACCAGUCUUACAAUAACUACAUGUCAACAUCGCAAGCAGGAGGGAGAAAAAAUUAUGUUCUGUGUAAUACAUUUCUAAAGUUUGUCCACAGCUCCAUAAGCUUUGCUGGCGGAGGCGGGAUUUAUGACCUAUACUGCAGCCCGUCACCAGGGUGUGCUGUUCUCAGAGUGGCUUCACCCAGCGAGGAGGCAGACGGUGUCCAUUCUAUAUACAGUCUAUGGGCCUGACCGACCACCGCCUCCUCCAAUGCUGCCUCUGUUUCUGUCUCUUAUGCAUAAUAUACAUUAUCACGAGCUCCUCCACACUCGCCAUGUUACAUUUUUUUGUUUGUCGUUGUCAGUAACUUUUGACUCUGGCCUGCCCCCUGCUGGAUGUAAUGGCUAACAUUCAUGCCAACGUAAAGGACGCAUGGAAGUAUGUGGGCAGUGACGGAACCAUCAUUUGAAACGGACCUAUACAUUUUCAUACGUAUUGCGAGCAUAAAUGAGCCUUUAGAUAAUAAACUAAGACAUGAAAAGCCUGCAGAAAUGUCAGCUUAGUUUUCCUUUUUACAUUGACAUUGAAUAGUCUGAGACCCCUUUCAGAUGUCAUAUCUUGCUUCCUGUUAACAUAAAGCUUCGUUCAUCCUUAUAAACUCAUCAAGAUUUUUCUGAGGUUUUAUUUUUGUUUAAUCUGCGUAAAUAAACAGUAAACAAACAAUCAGAUGAUUUACUCUGACCUUUCCACAGGUACUCUAAUGGAGUCCUCCCAGAAAGCAGCCUCAGCCCCAGCAAUCACCUUGGCAACAACGGUGGCCACAUCAGCCCGUCAACUCCUCCGAGUAUUGAGGAGGCUCUGAAGAUUAUCCACGACACGGAGAGACCCCAUGCCAGCCUGGGUGUCGGGGAUGGAGACAACGCCUUCUUCCUUCAUGGUGCAGACCCUCCAGGGGCUGCAGGUCAAGGUGACGACCCGGGUUCAGCCAAAGCUCAACUUAAUGACCACGACCCCAACUCUUUGUCCACAGAUGAAGUGGACACAGGAAUCCACGUGAGGACAGAGGACAUCCAGAGCCUGGAUGAGGACUCCUCCUCUCUUAGAGACUACUCAGAUAUGGACCCUGACUGUGAGGCCAUGACCCGGUCAUGCCCUCUGCCAGACCAGCAGGAGAGAGAGAAGAGCAGAGGAGGAGGACAGAAAGGCCCCCGGGAUUCUGACCCUGAGGGCGAGAGGAGGGGGGAUGGAGGGGACAGGAGCAGCCCCUGUACCAGUUCAGCACCCACAUUCCCCAGGUCUCACACAGCCAGUCCAGCCUCAUCCUCUGGGGGCUCUGCAGGCGGGAUAGUCCGAAUGACAAGUUUUGCUGAGCAGAAGUUCAGAAAGCUGGAGGGAAGGAGCAGCGGAGGAACUACGCCAGAGAGUUCAGACCUCAAUGUGCCGUACACACAACAGACAAGGAACAUUUCACCUCAGGUCUGAGCCCCUCUUUAUUUCAAAUCUGCUUUUUCACAGAGGAAGAAAUGCGAUCUGUAGUCAAGUGGGUUGGCAUAGAACUAAUGUCAAUAAUCUUUGCACCUAUUUCUAGAUCUCUACACCACCUUUGCCGAUCACAUCACCCUCUCCGAUCACGUCUUCACCAAGAGACCCCUCCCACCUGAUCGCCUCAGAGAUGAUUCAACUGAGGAUGAAACUGGAAGAAAAACGAAGAGCCAUUGAGGCCCAGAAGAAGAAGGUAAACCCAUAUAGACCCCAAACUUUGGCAGGUCACAUGGCAUUGAAUGUAAACGUUCACACAUUUUGUACUUUUGAAUCUCAGGUAGAGGCAGCUUUCACCCGCCAUCGUCAGAAAAUGGGUAGGACUGCUUUUCUGAAUGUAGUCAGAAGAAAAGGAGUCACUGCUCCCCUCAGUCCCAGUUCAGGGGGAGCAGGAACGCCUUCUUCAGAGCCCGUCACAUCCUCAAAGGAGAGCAGCCAGAGCAGCAUGGAGAGAGCAGAGAGAUGUAAACCAGACGGAGCAGCUCCAAAAUCCCCCUGUGAGGACGGUGGAGGUGAGUUACAGUUAAGAGUCUGCUUCCACUCCUGAAGAUUGUUUUAUUUUGUUCUCACUUGACUUAUGAUCAAGAAGAUGCUCUUAUUGUAAUCCACUCACUUUCUACUCACAGUGGAAACACUGGUAAAUGUAUCAAUACAAAGCCUUGAGCAGCUGUUUUUAGGCAGUUUUUGGUACAGUAGUUAAAUCUAUAGAAAAAGACUUCAAGCUUUGAUGCCAGAAAAAGUUGGCCAAAUUUGAAACCUGGCAAAUUUAUUUAAAAGAACUUUGAGUAUUUGUGAAACUAUACAAACAUUGCUGUUCUAACUAUCUGGCUAUUUCAUCUAUAAAAUAUUAAAUUAGCUCAUAAUUUGUCAUUUUCUGUAAGAAGAAAAGCAUCAAUCCUCACCUGACAUUUCUGUAGCUGAAGCUAAAAUAAACACUUAGAUGGAAAAAUUGUUGUACAGGGUAUCUGUGGGGUCUUAAAAGUCUUAAAACAUCUAAAAUCCAAUUAAGUAAUUAAUCUGCUGCUAUCAGACUCUACAACCAAGCCUGCUCCUGUCAGACCAACAACAAUAGAAGUUCAGUUUCUCCAUACACCCCUAAUUUAUUUAUUAAUCAUGUGCAAUAUCAUCCAGUGUAUUAUCCAGCAACUACACUUCAGUCUACCUACACGCAUCCAUACCUGUGUUUGUUGGCACUGGUCCUUUUAUAUAUUUUUUUAUUUUUUGUACUACUCUUUUGUACACUGUAUGUGUGAAUGUGUAUAGUGUGUAUACCUGCUGCUGUCAACAAUUUUGAUUUCCCCACUGAGGGAUCAAUAAAGGAAUAUCUAACCUAAUCAAAUCUAAUCUAAUUAAAAUUAAGGCCUUAAAAUAUCUAAAAUUGUCCUAAAAGCUCAUAAAGUGUCUUAAAUACGAUUUUGAAAGGUCUUAAAAAUGUAUAACCUUACUUACAAAUGAAUAACGUGCCAUAGAAAUCAAGAUAGAUUUAAAGUAAUGUAAAAUGUUCUGAUUUCCCUUCAUGUCUUUUGUACUUUGUUGCCAUUGUGGAUGUAAAAUGGGUCUUAAAUAGUAUUCACUAUGGUCUUAAAAAGUCUUAUAAAGUCUCAAAUUUGACUUGUUGAAACCUGCAGAGACCCUGUUGUAUUUCAGUGGUAUUGCUAACACUUUUAAGACUUGUUAAAAAAACUUAACUGAAGUGGCUGUCUGGUCUUUGUGUUUACUCUGGUGAUACAGGUGUGACUCCAGGUGAAAUAGAUCUUGCGGAGUACACACGCUCCAUCGAGAGGCUGAAUACAUCGCUGAGUUUCCUGCAGACAGAGAUGCAGCGUUUGGCUCAGCAGCAGGAGAAGAUCAUGGCCAUGAGAGAGCAGCAGCAACAAGCCUGGGUCAUCCCUCCUCCUGCUCCGUCUCCACACAGGUAUCAUCGAAUCAAAGAUAUUAGAAAGUUACCAGGAAAAGAAAAUCAUCACACUAUCAACCUGUUUUCACUAACACGGCCAUGUGCGUGUUGUUUUCUCUCUGUAGGCAGCUGCGUGAGUUGCGUAGCAGCAGUGUGACAGGUCGGGGAUCAGGUCGAGGCUCGGUCGGUUCUCUGUCCCCCAUCCUUUCCUCAUCCGGUUCUCCUCACGCCCCUAAUCGUUCCCCUGCCGGCAUUAAGCGUCGGCCAGCCUCCUUCCAUGCAAGGACACCUCGAACUCCAAGACCAAAUGACCUAAAAGUCACACCCUUCAGUCGAAUGCUCAACACCCCGACCUCAGUGGACAGCCUGCCCAGACUGAGACGUUUCACCUCAAGCCAAUCCCAGAUCUGCGCGUUUUCCUACCUUGGUAACGAUGACUCAACGGGGGAAAGCAGCAACCAUAAGGAAAAGGGCAACAAAGAAAAGGACAAAGACAAAGCAGAGGAAAAGACGAGCGCUGGCGCUCAUCAGCCAUCUGCUGAAGAAGCAGCCAAAGAGAAAGAAGAGGAGAAGCAGGAGGAGGAGAGGAAACAGACAGAGCAGGUUCAGUCGCACGGGAAAGUCAAACAAACGAGAUCAUCAGAGGUGUUGUGUCAGCCUGUGUCUGACAUCCCUGCACCAACGGGCAGCCGGGUAACAAAGGACCCUCAGGACAGAAGAGACCUAGUUGAGGUUCCUCUGUCUGGGCUGAAAGCUCCCCAAGGAUCCCAGAGUCAGGAGACAACAGGAGAGGGAGAAGCAGGAGGAGACGCUUAUGGAGAAGACGGGAAGAUGUGCUGUGGAUUUUUCUUCAAGGUGAGCCAGAUCCACCUGAGAGGAAUCUCUUUAUUUUCACUUUAUUUUUUUAAUCUUGUCAAGGAAAGUCCAUGUAAUAGUUUAUCCCAACCAGGACCCUUACACUUAUCUAAAUAAGUGAGCGCUCUACUUCUUAUCUAAAAACACAUAAAAAAGAUGAGACAAAAGAACAAAAGAUGAGUGAUAAACUUUAGCCAUAAAUAAUAAACUAAAUAUGAUGUAUUUGGUUUGCUGUUUGAUUGGGUCAAAAUGAAAAUUUUAAGACUUGAGGGCAAAGUCCAAGCAGUAUUUUGCCUUUUUGAAUACAUAAGUGUUUUGUAUGUAAUUUCUGAAUCAUGCCAUUACUUGUCAGUGGUACUGCUAGGUCCCCAUUGAGGUUUCAAAGAUGCAGGGCACAUUUUUCUACUGGUAAUCUGAUUUAUUUCAUGUAUUAUCCCUCUCAUCAAACACCAGGAUGAUGUUAAAGGAGAGGAGGACAUGGCAGCAAAGAAAGCAGCUCUACUGGAGAAGAGGCUGAGGAGGGAGAAGGAGACGCAGGAGAGGAAGCAACAGCAGGAGUUGGACCAGGAGCAGAAGAAGGAAGCUGCACGGUUAGUCAGAUUUUUAUACUUCACGCCCAAUCAAAUCAAAAUCUUCAGUUGUAUAGUAUCAAAUAAUACUUCAGAUCUUUGCCGUAAUGCUGUAAAUCUGUCUGUUCUCCUGCAGGUUGAAAGCUGAGGAGGAGCAGCAGAAAAAGGACGAUGAGAAAGCGAGGAGGGAAUACAUCAGGAACGAGUAUUUGAGGAAGAAGCAGCUCAAGCUCAUGGUGGAUAUGGACGAAGUUAUAAAGCCUCGAUCUGGAAGUCUCAAGAAAAAGCCACGACCCAAGUCUAUCCACAGAGACGUCAUGGAGUCGUCCACUCCCCCUGUGAGAGUAACAGGUGAGAAACACACAAGCCCUGAGAACCAACACAAACAAAGCACUUUCCACAAAUGGACACAUGACCUUUUCUGGGUCUUGUCUAGACCUGUGUGCAGGACCAGAAGACGUCCUCCAUAAUUGUGACUGUCUCUGUAUUUUUAUUAUAAUGUCAUGUGUCAGACAAAACAAACACAUGAGUAGAAACAUAAUACAAACAAAAAGCAAGCAGAAAAACUCUGACCAUGUAAACUAAGUCAGAACUCCUGCAAUUGUUGGAUUUUCCAGACUUUCACCUGCUGCGUUUUAUCAGCUCACCCAGACUUCUUGUAAAAAUGUUACAAAGACCUGGCAAAAGCUGAAAAAUCUAGCAAAAAUAUGGGUGUUUGCAGCCCACCUUGACAAAGUGAAUAAGGUUCAAAUAUUCCCAUUAGUUUGGUGCAUGUGUAAAAGGGGAAUCGCACAUGUAUGCCAGCCACUAAUUCUGGUCUUUUUUGUUACAGGAGUGCGCCCUCGAGGCUUCUCAGUAUCAAGUGUUUCUCUGGCAUCCCUAAAUCUGGCUGAUAACGACAGAGAGCAGCCAAAUAACAAGAAGAACUACAGGUGAGACUCAAAUAAAUAUCUUUUAGAAAUCAAAAGCACGGCUGAGUUAAGAAGAUAUUUAUAAUGAAAAAAAUUGAAGCUGGAAACUAGACUUAGAAGGACCCCUCUAGAAAUCUGAGCGGACAUGUUGGUACAGUUUCAGAUUUUAUAAAUAUGCCGAACGCCUAAAUUUUAACUAAAGUGAAAUGUGUUUUUUUCCUCAAAGCAAACUGUGUGCUCUUUUCACACUCUUCCAGUGGAUUUGGUUCCAUUUGAUAAUUCUGAACAUGACAUUAUCUUGUUUGGUUUCAAAGGAAAUCGUUUUGAUAACAUAAAUGACACCUUGAUUCAAUCACUCACGUCUCCACUCUUAACCCAAAAUCAAAUUUCUUAGUUAUGCUGAUCACUUGUAGUGUUGAAAACCGGCUUUACGAUUACAGUGUUCAAUUUCAUGCAUGUUUCUGAACAAGUGAGUAAAAUACAAUCUUAUUUCACUUUAAAAAAACAGGUGUUUGAAAUCCUAUAUGAAAAAGUUCUCCAGAAGACUGUUUCUAGUCAAAGCUAGUCAAACUUUUAAAGCUUUACAACUCUUGUUUCAAUUUUUUUAUUUUCCUCACAUCCAAUAAGACUCGAUACCCUCAAGUGUUUUUUUGAUACGGUUGACUAUGUCGAGGCUGAAACUCUGCAUCUUGACUCUCUUGAAUCCCUCUCUCCUUUUCUCUUUAUUCUGCAUGCAUCCCUCAGAGGCAAUAAAAUAGCUUCUGCAAAUAUCCCGUUCUUUCUAAGCUCUCCCAAAGAAAGAAAGGGAAGGUCAGUAACACCCCGACUGAGGCUGCUUCAAGUUGUUCUAGAUGCUUCAUGUAGAAACAGCUCCAUGAAAAGCUUCAUUAGACAUCGUUUACAUGUAGACAGUAGGCGGAUGUUUCAACAGUGAAUAAGCUCAGCAUUAUCCAUGACAGUGUUUGCUUCUGCAUUAAGGUAUAUAUGGGACCUGUGGAGUUCAGAUGUUUCCGCCUCAGCUCUCUCACUCUGCUCCCUCUCUCUGUCUCUGGCAGUAUUGCUCUCAGGCUGUUGUUUGUUCUCCUCUUUAUGUCUGCUGCUCUGCACUUCACUACUGUGUGUGCUUUCUCUUCCACGAGUACUCGAUCCCAUCUCUCACAACGGCCAUAAAGGCGGUUGUGUUUCUUUGCUUUGCUCGGCUGAACAUGACUUUCUGUCCCCUCACUGCACAGCUCAGUCUGUGAGACAACAGGCAGGGUUUGGAGAAUUGUGCCAUCGUGUCUGACUCUGUUUUACUCCCAUCUCUCUGUGUGUGUUUCAUAUCUGUGUGUGUCUGCAUGUCUCUCUGUGUGCUCUUUGUUUACUCGUCUGCCAUUGUCAUGCUUGUGUGUAUCAACCUUUUUUUCUGUUAAUUGUGGGUUUCGUCAUGUCUUUGUGGGUUAUUUGUUGGUUUAAAUGUGAUUCUCUCCAGGCCGGACUCUGCUGAAGGUUUCUCCUCGUGUCCUUCGACUGGCAGCCGUAACGGUGAGAAGGAUUGGGAAAAUGAAUCCGCCACAUCAUCUACCCCCUCCAACGCUGAGUACACAGGUAAGAUACACACCUGCAUGAGUAACUACAAAUACACAACCUCUCUAGUUUUUGUGAUCAUAUCCUUAUUCUUUCUUCUUACAGGACCCAAACUUUAUAAGGAGCCAAGUGCUAAAUCCAACAAGCACAUCAUCCAGAACGCUUUGGCUCACUGCUGCCUGGCUGGCAAAGUCAACGAAGGACAGAAGAAUAAGAUACUAGAUGUACGUUCUGUUGUUAUGUUUGUUCUUCUGCUCAAUACUGAAGCAAAGGAUCAUGUUUAGUGAGCAGGUAGUUUGAAGCAGAUUAUAAACGCACAAGAUGAAUAGGGCCAUGACGGGAAGCUGGGGUCGCCGUCUCAGUCUGUUGGCAUUUUCAUUUCAUUCAUCUAAAAACUGCUGCAUCCAGUACCAUAGCGUCUUUUAUAUCAAGUGCUGUCUACAGUUUCUUAAAUUCUGAAGCUUUUGUGUCUUUCAUGUUAAAUUUUUAGAGGUUUUUUUUUACCCUGGGACUACAGAAGGGCAGCGAGCAAUGCUGGCAUUAACAUUAGCUUAGUGCGUUGGUAGAGAGUCUCUGUAGAGUUUCAAUACACUGAUCCAGGCCAAACAACAGCUGUAGUAAACACUCAGGGUUUGUUUUGCUAACAGCUCUUAAAUAAUGCUGUAAAUUUGUAAAUGUUGUCUCAUUUUUUUAAUCAUAUUUUGGGAAGGGGUAGUUUUUAUCAGUCAUCAGGGGUUUUCAUCCCCCUAUCCUAACCCCUAACCCUUAACCCUAACCCUAACCCUAAUCCAAAGUUAUUAAACAACAAAGUCUUGUCAGGGGGUUACAUCAGGGGUUUUCAUCCCCUUAUCCUCUCCCAACCCUAACCCUAACACGUAGAAAAUUUUGACAUUUUUCCACAGUUUUUUCUCCACCUAUUGACCUUUCCUCCAAAUGGUCUGAAGCGUGUUCCCCAAAAGGUCCUGGACAGUGAUUUUAACCCUAUCCCCUUACCCUGGCCCUCACCCUAACCCUAACCACUUAGAACCACUUAGAUGUAUCCAAUGUAAAGCGCUUUGAGGGUCUCUGAUAAAGCGCUAUAUGAAAUCUGAUGCAUUAUUAUUAUUAUUAUUAAAAUCUGUGUCCGAUCUUACAUCAAUUCAUCUGAUAGAUAUGAGGAAUGAAAAUACGGUAUCAAGGAUAGUUAUUUUGUGUGUUUCUCUGCAGGAAAUGGAGAAAUCUGAAGCCAAUAACUUUCUGGUGUUGUUCCGUGAUGCUGGGUGCCAGUUUCGGUCUGUGUACACAUACUGCCCUGAGACGGAAGAGAUCACCAAACUGGCGGGCAUAGGGCCAAAGAGCAUCACCGCCAAGAUGAUCGACGGCCUGUACAAAUACAACUCAGACAGGAAGCAGUUUAGCCUGAUCCCUGCUAAAACCAUGUCUGCAAGCGUGGAUGCCAUCACCAUCGCCAGCCAUCUGUGGCAAACAAAGAAGCAGGGGACACCCAAAAAACUGCACCCUAAGUAGAUCUGGAGAGAAAAUGUGUUGUAUCAUUAAACGUCCCACUGUAAGAAACCACAACUGGAAUGUAGAACACUAACAGGCCUCACAGACACUGUCAGGAAACAGAGGUGACUGUCACACUCUGGACUUCUUCAACGGGGCACACGUGUGUACUUGUCAGCAUGUGUAUCAAUGUUCUCUCAUGUGCCAAAAAAGAGCUGAAAACAGAAGGCGGACCCAUGCCUUACCUAGUUGAACCACUGAAGCAGUGAAUGUCACGCCUCUAACAGAGGCAGUUUGGUUUCUCUGAGUUUAUCAUGUGUGGCCUUAUGCUUGUUUUGUGUCAUACAGAUGCCCUGUGAGCAUUGGUGUCAUUUUGUUUGCACCUAUGGAUAAAGUCUGUUGUGCUUCAGGUGAGGUUGUGUGUACUUACUACAGGUCUCAGAUAAGAUAACGCCCAUUAUAGAAUCCAGGGUGUUCAUCUCUUGGGGUGGUCUGUCUGAUCUGUGAUCAGGUAGAGGCAGCAUUUUUAUGGAGAGUUUUGCUGCUAUACAGGCAUGGUUUCUGUUUUUUAACAUGUGACUGAAAAAGUUCAAAUUUGUGUGUAUGUGCGUGCGUGUGUGUGUGUGAAUUGUGAAGUGCCAAUAAGACUGAGGACAGUACCUCAGCUGGUGAUUGCAAACACUUUCCAAAAGAAAUGAAGAUUUUGUGGAGCAUAUUGAGUGCCAUUGGAUGGUUCUGGAAAGCACUUGCAAUAGACUCUUAAUUUAUUUCAUUUUGAUAAUGCUUUGGAGAUACUUUUAAAGGUCAUCUUAGAUUUUAUUCAGAGAAACAGACUAUACUACAGGUAUACUAUAAGUUAAAUUAGUUUGUAUAUUAUGGCAGAUCCAUUCAAAAUGAACAAGUCAGCUUGUAGUAGCUUUUUUGAGUAGCUUUUAUAAUUUAUCAUGUGUGUGUACCAGUGUGUGUGUCCUCUGGGGCCUUUUAUUGUGCUAAAAAUGCAAAGAGUGCUAUCACUCAAACUUGUUACUGAUAAGACUAUCAUCAGUCGUAGAAUAGAAGAAAAUCCAACACUUUGUCAUCAGUCUGUGCAAUUUUAAGAGUCACCAUCGACCGUGUUGGGACUAACAGAAACUCAAUACCACUUGAAGGAGGUUUUUGUCUUAAAUAUAACACCCUGAUUACUCUUGCAGUCGUCCACAAUUGUAAAUAGAAGAAUUCACCGAUGAUAGCACUUCGGGACCCUGUACACUGUUGUUUCCACUCCAGGUUGUUCCUAUUUGGACUUUACUUUUACCUUCCUGUCACAUAAUUUUCACUACAUGUUUCCUCAGUAUGUGUUUGACACUGUACAGAUAUAUUUUGGCAUAUAGAAGUAUUUUUUGUAAUGACAUUUACCUGUUGAAGGAGUGUGUGAAUGAAGCAGUACAGCUGUUGAAGGAAGUGUGUUGAAAGAAAACUGUAACUGAUGAUGCAAGGUAUGUAAAGUCUUACUGAGGCUUUAUUAUGGUAUUGUAUGAACUCCACUCAGUAAACUGAUAAGAGCAUAGUAUUUUUUUUCCAACUCUGAAUUCAUUUUAUAAUUUUCAUUUUACUAAACCGGCUCAACUCUUCAUGUUUUUGUUGUUUUUCUAUUCCUUUGAGCUUUAUUAAAAUGCCAGCUAUCAACAGUA